Messenger RNA from Brassica rapa (field mustard), 1185 nucleotides. RefSeq lists its product as uncharacterized. Lineage: Eukaryota; Viridiplantae; Streptophyta; Magnoliopsida; Brassicales; Brassicaceae. The record is from RefSeq and is a predicted model, not a curated record.
UAUAGACUAGUUAAAACUUCUGUUACGUACAUAUUAUUAUAGUGUGUCUUUUUAGAUUUUGGUCACGGACCUUACCCAGCAUGGCAGCAUUUGAUUCAAUCAUGUACUAGCUACAACAUUGCAAGUGAAAAGCCAUUAAGACAAAAGUCUAAUUCUAAUAUUGCAAGAUGUUAAUCUGCGUCAGAUACGACGCAUCUUUCAAUAUAUAUAGUUGCUUACUGAAACUCCUCAAAAUAUCUAACUGUCUUAGUUUAGUAAGAAUAAUUAUUUCACGAGUUGAAAAAGACAAAACUGAAUAUAUAUUCCACGAACACGAAGUGCAUGCGUCCCACCUACGCAGUACGCACAUCUGUUGCUUAACCUACUCAUCUUCUUUUCUGUUAUUCCUAUUAUACCCUCGUCUGCGCCCUUGUUCCUACACUUCUACAAGCCCAACUUCGUAACUUCACAUGUCCAAAAAUGUCUCACAAAGUCGCAAACCUAAAGACGUAUAUAAAAAACUCACCAACGAUUCCCAUAAUCACAGACCCUCAUCGCAUCAAACCAAUCUAAUGUCGUCUCUAGAAACCAAACCAGAUCAAAGACAAGGAGCUGAGAUCUUCAAUGGAGGAUCAACCUGCAAGCAAAAAGCAAACGAGAUCUUAUCGACCAUGAAUCUUCCCAAAGGACUCCUCCCUCUGGACAACAUGACAGAGAUCGGUCACAACAAAACAACCGGUUAUAUCUGGAUCAAGAUUAACAAGAACGUUCAGCAUCGGUUCAAGGCGAUAGGAAGAAACGUGUCGUAUGACUCGGAGGUCACUGCGUUCGUGGAGAAUCGUCGGAUGCGUAGUCUUACAGGGAUCAAGAGCAAAGAGCUUCUGCUUUGGGUUACGAUCUCUGAGAUCUUUGUUAAUGAUCAAGACCAAACGAAGAUUACUUUUGCUAACCCGACGGGACUGUCACGUACUUUCCCUAUUACUGCUUUUGAGGAAGAAGAGAAGUGAUUUGUCAACGGUCUAGAACUUUGCUUUUAUUAGCCUUUUUUCUUUAUUUCGUUCCUUCUCUUUGCUUGGCUAUGUAUUGUUUAUCUGCGUCUUUCCGGUUACAAUAUGAUAAAAUAAUGUACUUGCUUUUUAAUAUAGUUCUUAUUGUUCUAAUUUGUAGAAAUCUACUUGCUUCUUAAUAUAGUUCUCAUUGUCCUAA